CUGAGCCCGUCAUCUCCUCCUCCUCCACCUCCUCCUCCUCUUCCUCAUGUACAUUAUUACAACAAGGGAGACCCAAUCAAGCACGCAUCGCAUCGAUUCACGCACACAUAGACACGCGCUCACACUCACGCGCGCGCGCGCGCGCAGCUACACUACCACGCGCACGCGCACACACACACGCGCGAAUACGCAUACAUACCGACUGAGUGACUUGCCCUCAGUGGAUUUUUCAAAGAGCUUUCGGACAAAAUAACGUGAAGCCGUGCCAGGCAAGGGGCAGCGUGUGGGCGACCGGUCCCAGUCCGUCACCUCCUCCUUUUCCUCCUCCUCCUCCUUUCUCCGCCGCUAUAUCGGUCCUGAGAAUUGACAAACUGAAAAAAAAAAAGCUUCUUCGUCUUCAUCUUCUUCUUUUUUUUCUUUUCUUCUCCUCACACACCGUCGGGACUUGCCACGGGCGAAUGGAUUUUUUUAUUAGAUGCUUUCAUGCACGUUUUCAGCUGGUCCAUCUCUUGGCUUUGAAUUGUGCGUGAUUGCCGGGACAGAGGAGGAAGAAGAAAAAAAAAAACCCCACCAGCGACAACCUCAUGGAUAGCGCGGCGGGGGAUCAGCCCGUAAACUUGCCUGUUGCAGCGCCCGACGCCACACGGAGGAUCGCACGGAGGCGUACGGAGCGUUUUUAAAUCUCCCGUCUGUUUGUUUGUUGUUUUUUUUUUCUUCUUCUUCUCCUUCCUACCGCGGAACCCCUCUCUGUUCCUGCCCGCGCCGCGUCCAUCCAGGUCGGAGCGGGCGAGAGAGCGACCGAGUCACCGACGGAGCGAGCAGCCAGCCGGGGGGAGUCACGCUGGUUUCCCUCCCUCCCCUCCUCCCUCCCCUCUCUUAUUUUUUUUUUCCUCGACUUGUCCUCGCAUCUUACAGCGCUGGCUCCUUAGAUUUAUUUCUUGAGUUCCAAAAAAAAACAAAACUGCACAUUGCCCGCCUCCCGCCUACGAGCACCCUUCCCCGAUCUAUGUGGGAGCCCUGAGAGCGCACCCAGGGGGGGCGAAACUGUGCGUCUGAGCUCCGCGGAUUCCCCAGGCAGCCCCGGAUCCCCGGGGCCAGAGGACUCACUGCCGGGCCCCCGGAGCCGACAAUGCCGCGGAGGAAGCAGCAAGCGCCGCGGCGCGCAGCAGCAUAUGUUCCUGAAGAUGAGAAGGACGCAGCCCUGUUGGAUGAGGACCUGGAGGGAGAUGACUCAGCUCAGGAAGGGGAGGAACCUGCCGCCAAGUUCCUCUGUCAGGACAAGGACUUCCUUCUCAAGGACAGACCAGGAUCCACUGGCUUCCAUGACUCCCCAAAUCCUGCUGACUUUUCUGGUCAGGAGCUGGACAGUGAGUCUCACGUUAGCGAAUCCAGUGACAGAAUGUCUGAUUUUGAGAACUCCUCACUUAAAAAUGAGGAUGAUGUCCUCCUAUCUAAAGACCCAAAUACCCUGUCUCUGUCUUCCACCUCUGCCAUGAUGGCUGCUGCCAAUGCCACUAUCCCAGUAAGUGGAGAUGAGGCCAUUUUAGCUACAACAGGCUCUGUGGCUGACAGCCUAGAAAAGAUGAAGGCCAUUUAUACCUCCUUCCUGACCAACUCGUAUUGGUCUACACUGAAUUUGAACCUGAGCCAGCCCCCUGCAGAAAAACCCCCACGCAGUCACAGCAGCAGCAGUAGUAGCAGCAGUAGUAGUAGUUGUGGAAGUGGAGGCUAUGACUGGCACCAGACAGCUAUGGCUAAAACCCUCCAGCAGGCCUCACAGAACCACCACAACAGACUGGGCCUGAUUCAACACCCAACAGUGGCUGUAUCCACAGCAUCUACAGAACCCCACCUAUUCAGCACUGUCCAGCUGUACCGACAGAGCUCCAAGCUCUAUGGCUCUAUAUUCACUGGUGCCAGCAAGUUCCGCUGUAAGGACUGCAGUGCAGCCUACGACACAUUGGUGGAGCUCACGGUGCACAUGAAUGAGACAGGCCACUACCGUGAUGAUAACCAUGAGACAGAUAGUGAGGGUACUAAACGGUGGUCAAAACCUAGAAAGCGUUCCUUGCUAGAGAUGGAAGGGAAGGAGGAUGCACAAAAAGUCCUGAAGUGCAUGUACUGCGGGCACUCCUUUGAAUCUCUUCAGGACCUAAGUGUCCACAUGAUCAAGACAAAACAUUACCAGAAAGUGCCUCUGAAAGAGCCUGUUACACCAGUGGCAGCAAAGAUUAUCUCCACGGCUCGAAAGAGAGCCCCUAUUGAGCCAGACACACCUAGCUCACCUGACUCUAAUGGAGGGACCACACCUAAGCCCACUCCCCUCAAUGACUCGAAUGACAUACUCCAGAGGGUUACCAACCCUUAUAUCACACCUAACAACCGCUAUGGACACCAGAAUGGUGCAAGCUAUGCCUGGCAGUUUGAAUCCAGGAAGUCACAGAUCCUCAAAUGCAUGGAGUGUGGCAGCUCCCACGACACACUUCAAGAACUAACUGCCCAUAUGAUGGUGACCGGACACUUUAUUAAAGUCACCAACUCUGCUAUUAAGAAAGGCAAACCCAUCAUAGAGUCAUCCACCUCCACCCCCAUACCCAAUCCAACAGGUGAAGAAAAGGUCCAGUCCGUUCCUCUGGCUGCCACAGCAUUCUCUCCUCCACCUGCCCCAGUUCCCCCUCCAACCAGCAUCUCCCCCACUGCCAUGGUUGUGGAGAUAAAAAAGGAGGAAAAGGAGGAGGAAUGCACUAAAGAGUCCAUCAUCAACAAUGGUAACAUUUUCAACAAGGAGAAGAAGGCAGGAGUUGAGGAUGAGGCUGAGGAGAAGUUUGACAUAUCUUCAAAAUACUCUUAUUUGACUGAAGAGGAUCUGGAAGAAAGUCCAAAAGGUGGUCUUGAUAUCCUCAAAUCUUUGGAGAACACAGUGAAAUCAGCCAUCAACAAAGCCCAGAAUGGCGCUCCAAGUUGGGGUGGAUAUCCCAGUAUCCAUGCUGCCUAUCAGCUUCCAAACAUAAUGAAGCUCUCUUUAGGCAAUUCUGGGAAGAGCUCUCCCUUUAAGUACAUGUUCCCUGGAGGGGAGAUCCUCUCCCCAACUAGUAAGAACCAUCCUUUGAUCUCCCCUCCCAGCCGCCAGACCUCUCCUUUGCCCAAAAACAACUUCCAUGCUAUGGAGGAACUGGUCAAGAAAGUGACGGAGAAAGUUGCCAAGGUAGAAGAGAAAAUGAAAGAGCCCAGUGGUGUUGUGAGGCGUUCUCCUUUGAGACGUACCACGCCCUCACCUUGCAACAGUGAGACCGGGGACUCAGCCCCUGGAGAGUCCCCUAAAGGGAAUAGAGCAGAAGGCUGUAAAACUCCUGAGAAUACAAGUGGGGGGGAAAAGGUACUAGGAAAUGGAAAUGGAGCCAAACACGGAGAAUCAAAUGAAGAUAUUUCAAUAAAAGAGUCAAUGGAAAAUGGAGUGGAGUCAGCUACUGUGACAUCACCCCUGCCUGCCUCCUUGACUGGCAGUACAGCUAUUAUUACAGACCAUCCACCUCCAGAACAGCCAUUUAUCAACCCCCUCAGUGCACUUCAGUCGGUAAUGAACGUUCACCUGGGGAAAGCCGCUAAACCUGCCCUGCCCUCCCUUGACCCCAUGAGCAUGCUGUUCAAGAUGAGCAACAGUCUGGCAGAGAAAGCAGCAGUGGCUGCUUCCACCCCGCCAGCACAGACCAAAAAGCCCAGUAAUGACCACUUAGACCGCUACUUCUACCAGCAACAUCUAAACAACGACCAACCCAUAGAUCUCACCAAAGGCAAAAAUGCUGACAAAAACAGCAAUAGUGGUUCCCUGGGUUCAACAGCUCUCUCCUCCACUGCUUCCACCCCAUCCUCAAUUCCUCCCCCCUCCACUGUCACUAUGACCAAAGCUUCAGCCGCAGUAGCUUCCUUCAUGUCCAACUCACCAUUGAGAGAAAAUGCCCUGUCAGACAUCUCUGACAUGCUGAGGAACCUGACAGAAAGUCAGGCUAUCUCCAAGUCCUCCACACCUACCAGCCAGUCUGAGCGCUCCGACAUUGAAGGUGUUACACAGGAGGAAACAGAAGAUGUUUCACCAGCCCAGAAACGUAAAGGCCGCCAGUCUAACUGGAACCCUCAACACCUUCUCAUCCUACAAGCCCAGUUUGCCUCCAGUCUGAGACAAACAAGUGAUGGCAAGUACAUAAUGUCGGACCUGAGCCCACAGGAGAGAAUGCACAUCUCCCGUUUCACUGGACUCUCAAUGACUACAAUAUCCCAUUGGUUGGCCAAUGUCAAGUACCAGCUAAGGAGGACCGGCGGGACUAAGUUCUUGAAAAACUUGGAUUCAGGUCAUCCAGUUUUCUUCUGCAGUGACUGUGCCUCCCAGAUCCGCUCACCAUCCACCUAUGUCAGCCACUUGGAAUCCCAUUUGGGCUUCCGUCUGCGAGACCUGGCCAAGCUUUCUGGGGAGCAGCUGCUUAGCCAGAUAUCCCAGCAACACCAUCAACAACGCCACACCAAAGGACUAUCUGAAAAACUGCUCUCUAAUUUUCACUCAUCCAGCCACCCUUUAGCCUCCUCACUACCCACAUCCAUACACUCCUCCUUACCCAUCUCCCUAACCUCUUCCUUAACCACCUCUCUGCCCACGACUGAAUCCCCAUCCCCCUCCCUCGAUGAUGACGACAGUGGGGCCAUGUACCAGUGCAAGCUCUGCAACCGGACUUUUGCAAGCAAGCAUGCAGUCAAGCUGCAUCUGAGCAAGACUCAUGGGAAGUCCCCCGAGGACCAUCUCAUGUAUGUUUGUGAGCUGGAGAAACAUUAGCACUGGCUGAGGACGAAUCUGCACUCUUUCAUAAUGGCUCACUGUUUCUUGCUCUGUCUCUCUUUAUCCUUUCAUAGACAUGUCUUUUAAAGAGAAGAAAGGAUUAUUAAUGUGACGGAACUGCACAAAGAUGCCAUACAACUACUGCUUUGAGUUUUGGCACAUUUUGAGUUGUAGCAUUUUUUUUUUGUUUGUUUGUUUGUUUCAAUAUGAGGUAGACUCACUCUGGCCCAGUUCACUCGAUCCCAUGAUCUGAGAGUGUGAUUUCCCUGAUAGGAAUGGAUUUUUUUUUUUCAUAUUGUGCAGAUGGGGGCUGUGGUCAUUGAGAAGAAACAGUAAAUGAAGGUUAAAAAAAGAUUCUAAAAUGAAGUUCUAUGUAUUUUGUGUACAUGAAAAGUAAGUUCCUUUAUAUUUUGGCAUCACUGGGGUGUGAUAAGCUGCAUGCAUAAAUGAAACGGUUUAGUUGAACAUUUUAUAACUAAAUCUGGUGCACUUUCCAUGAUUGUUUUUAUUUUCCCGUGUUCACUCUUCGGCUCGCCCUUUAUAUUUUCCUUUUUUUUUGAUAACAUUUUCGUGCUGAAGUCAGAAUUUAAAAUUUAACCCUCUGAGUACGUCAAAGCACUUCAACACCUAAGAUCCAAACACUAUAGACUGAAGAUUUGAGAUUGGGAAUUACUGAAGCUAUUGUGAGAAUUUGAUCGAUGUGUGCAUGUGUCUGCAAUGCCUGUUUCCCAAACAUACAGUAUGUUGAGUCUAAUGCUACACGUGAAAACAAAAUGAUUCUGUACUCAGUGCAAAGUUUUCACCUUGGGCUUAAUACUUGUCUGGGAAGAUUUUCACAGGACUUGGCACAAGCAUUGUCGCAAUGUGGUAAAAAAAAAAGAGAGAGAAAAAAGGAAAUCUUAAGUCUUUAACUUUGGUCGACCAGGGACCUAUAUUAAUUCAGGUCUGUGUAAAAUAUGUAUAUAAAAACAUAAUAAAUAAUUCCUGUCUAAAUUAUGCAUCAUUUCUAUAUUUUUAAUUUAAAAGGAUUAUGACUAUCUGCUGGUGCACAGUAUAUGAAGACAUAAAUACAAUUGUUUUGCACAAUAGUUUUAUAAAUGUGUUAUUUAAUCCAAGGAUACGAAAAAAUGGAGGUAACAAAGGGAUGACAACAGGUGAAUCUUUUUAUUCCUGACUCGUGCUCAAAGGGUUAAAGACUCUUUUUACCAGACACUACUCUACAUGUGCCGCUGUAUGAACACUAAAAAGAUAUUAAAGGUUGUACAAAAAGAUGUUACUUUAUGAAGAUAUUUCACAUGUAAACUGUUAUUUAUAAGCACUCUUGGUUGUUUCAUAUCGUUGAAUGCCUCUUUGAUUUAGAUUUUUUGUUUUGUUUUUUGUUCUGUCUAAUUGCUCUGCCAUGAUUCCACACUGCAGCUUUAUCUUUUUGGGAUAUGAAAGGUAACCAUGGUUACACCAACCCCUUGAGUGACAAGUUCUGCUACAUUUUUGGCAGUUAAUUUGCUGAAGUAACUGACAGCUGCCAGUGUAGAGAAAUAUAUAAAAAAAAUCCUUAUGUGUAAAAUAUCAGCAUGUAAACAGCACAGAUACUGUUAUGCAUUCUGUGCUGUUAGUCUUUUUCAUUUUGUUCUUUUGUUUUCUGUUGUUGUUGUUCUUGACAAUGAACCCCCAUUAUAUGACUUCAUAUAACCUUGUUUUCUACUGCAGCAUUAAAAAAAGGAAACUGUUUUUUGCAA
This is a messenger RNA of Scophthalmus maximus (turbot), 6561 nucleotides long. RefSeq names its product teashirt zinc finger homeobox 3b (gene tshz3b). Gene Ontology annotation, molecular function: DNA binding; DNA-binding transcription factor activity, RNA polymerase II-specific. The transcript is spliced from 3 exons. Gene Ontology annotation, biological process: regulation of transcription by RNA polymerase II. Lineage: Eukaryota; Metazoa; Chordata; Actinopteri; Pleuronectiformes; Scophthalmidae. The record is from RefSeq and is a predicted model, not a curated record. Bases 1130 to 4822 code for a protein of 1230 amino acids. Gene Ontology annotation, cellular component: nucleus.